GCCUAUUCUUCAAGACUUUCCAGCUCUAAAAAAAUUUCGUCCUCCUUCCAUGAAGGCUAACCUGCAAGAUUCCAGCCACGUUUCCACCUCUAAAUUACAAUUUGACAAGAGUUUAAAAUCUCUUAUAGCCCUUCCCCCCCAAAAAAUCCCAUCCACAACUUUCUUCUAUCCUUCCUGUCCCGAUUUCGACUCCAAAGAAAAAAGGUCUUUUAAAACAAUUGAAUGAAAUGAGAUUUACCUCCUCGGGAGGUAUUUGUGGUUUAAAGUGAAGAUUCUCAGAGAUCAUAGGGUAUGUGGGGGGUCCCUAAAAGAUUAGCACCAAUUCAAUUCAACAAACUUUCAUUGAGCACUUAUUUGCAAGGCAACUGAACCAGGAACUGGAAAACUGGGGCGCCCAAGGAGAGGAAUUCCACCGAAAGUCCGUACGGAGCGAGUCUCUCAAGGAUUCAGAUAGAGCGUGUUGUCCUUCCUCUGUAGGGUUUCCUCCCGGAGGCAGCCACCCUAAUACCACAGCGCUCUCCGCUAGUCCCGCCCCUCAAGCCCCUCCCACGCUGUCCGGGGCCCCUCCCCUUUUCGUUUCCUUCCUUUCCCCUUCCCCCACCCUUCUCUCUCCCUCCCCUCCCACCCGAGGCCACCCGGGCCCAGCCUCGGCCCUAGCCCCACCCCCCUCUGCCGGCGCUGCGGGCGCGCAGACACACAGGAGCUUGCGGCCGCCAGGACUGGAAUGGGGGGUGGGGGAGGGCGGGGUAAGAGGUCAGUGCGAGGAAGGGCCACGCUGUCGUCAAAGGUAGCCACGGAAGAAGAGGAGGAGGAGGAGAAGGAAGAAGAGGAAAAGGAAGAAAAGAAGGCGGAGAAGAAGGCGGGGAAGAAGGCGGAGAAGGAGGAGGGGAUAAAGAAGGAGGAAGAAAAAGAAGAGAAAGGAGAAGGGUCUCUCUUCAUCGAGUACCAGGAGUACCCAGCAGACCAGGAGGACCUCGAGGAGCAGCACCUAAAAGAGACAUUCGACAAGAAGGAGCUGCACGCUACCCAGUUUGGGCGGCUACAGAUUCGCAUUUGGAGGUACCCCCACGAUUGCCUGCCCCUCCAGCCCAAUAUGACGCCCGGGAGGGUAUUACUCUGCUGCCAGAGGACCGCGGCCUGGGUGCCAGUAAUCUUCAUCGCUGUGGUCAUCGGCUGGUCCUACUACACCUUUGUGGUAGAGCUCUGCAUCUUUACUAUUGCUGCACAAGGAAAAGGAGGAAAGGCAGCUAUCUACCUUGUGAUUUUCCAUCUGUCAUUCAUCUUGAUUAUGUGGGCCUAUUUGAAGACAAUUUUUACACCUCCCAUUUGCCCCUCCAAAGAGUUCUCUUUAUCUCAGGCUGAUGAAGAACAUUUUGAAAAGGAAGAAAGACCUGACAUUCAACAAGAAAUUUUGAGAAGAGCAGCAAAAGAUUUACCUGUCUAUACUAUGACAUCAACAAGAUUAAUCAGAUAUUGUAAAAAAUGUCAGUUGAUUAAACCUGAUCGAUGUCACCACUGCUCUGUGUGUAACAAAUGUGUUCUUAAGAUGGAUCAUCAUUGUCCUUGGGUGAAUAACUGUGUGGGAUUUUCUAACUACAAAUACUUCCUGCUGUUUUUAUUUUAUUCCCUUCUGUACUGUAUUCUGGUGACCACAACAGUUUUAGAAUAUUUUAUAAAAUUUUGGACGACCAACCAAAAAACCACCCGUGCACAAUUCCAUGUCCUUUUUCUUUUUUUUGUGGCUUCUAUGUUCUUCAUUAGUGUCCUGUCACUUUUCUGUUACCACAUGUGGCUAGUUGGAAAAAAUAGAACCACAAUAGAGGCAUUCCGUUCACCUGUAUUUAUAAAUGGCCCUGACAAAAAUGGUUUCUCUCUUGGAUUGAGUAAAAAUUGGAGACAAGUUUUUGGAGAUGAAAAAAAAUAUUGGUUAUUUCCUGUCUUUACAAGUUUAGGUGAUGGUGUCAAUUUCCCAACUCGCCUCAUGAUGGAUACAGAACAAGUUACUGUCACAAACUACCAUGAACAACAUUCCCGGAGUACUGGAUCAACUGAAAACUUUCCUGUUGCACCACUGAGUGAAUCAAAAAAUUUCUUGUUGGCCACUGAUUCAGAUAAAGAUGUCAGAUCAGGGAUAAAGAACCAUGUUACAGUUUCAAUAGACAGUUGAUGGUCUGUUAUCAUUUGAAUGAGAGUAAGGUUUAUGCAACAUAUUCUCCUUGAAUUCUUUUUUAUUUUAUUCAGAAGAACUGAUCAGUGGAAUGAAACAAAUCAAAUAUUACAUAAGAUGUAUGAAAAUGAAAUCUCUGUACAGAUAAGUUGAUGCUCAUAAACAUUACUGCUGAGCAGGAAAUAAGACAGAUGCCUUAAGAACCUUAAAUGUGUGUUUAUGCAACACUGGCUUAUCCUGUUCCUAAAGUGACUUGAUUUUUUUUUAAAUAAUUCCUAAAAUGCAAUAGUAUGUUUUAUCACACCAGAUGCUUAGGGUAUAAUUUUUUAAAAGCAUGAAUAAUAUGAUUGUGGUUAUUUCCUAGCAUAUGUAAAAAUUAGCAUUCCAGAAAAACAAGUGAAUAGAAUUCUGAUAUAGGAUGUAGGUGCAGGUAUAGGCAGCUCUAUAUACGGCUGAAAUUCUUUAGUAAGAAUAGCAUUCCUCUCAAGGGAUUUGUACUGUAUAAGGAACAUGAUUACAGAGAAUUCUUGCUUUUUAUUCUGAGCAUUUGCAAGUUUUAAAUAGUUUUAUAUUGUUAUUAUUUUUAAUAAAGGCCUUUUUUUAUUGGUGGUUGUGAAGUACCACUCAGAAGGAAUUAAAAUACCUGAUACAAUCAUUAAAUUUAUCUAAUGUUCCUAAGUCCUAGUCACAUGCCAUGCAGAGUAGCAUGUGAGUGGGGUGUCAUGAAAUCUGGCAGUGAGGAGCUUAAAGGAUGCUUUUGCCUCAUUCUGCUUUCUGGAGAUAUUCAGGGGAUUUUGUGCAAGCCAGAAAACUGGUGUAUGUUUGCUGUGUAAAGAUGUUCUUAUAGCAAUAUGAGAAAGAGACCAAGGCACAAGUAAAUUUGAGCAGGGCAGAGCAAUGAUUUCCUAAAAUUUUUUAGAAUGUAAUACAUUGAAAGUGUUUUAGUAUUAUUUAAAUUCUAUUUAAAUUAGAAAAUUAUUAAGGGAUGGAGUGGAAACUGGCCAACCUCAGGAAAUGAAAAAACCUAAAUUGUGUAGUCCAUUACACUUCAGCACAAUAUUCCCCACUUCCUAAAAAAAAGAAAUCCAGCUUUGAAGUUGGUUAGGCAAAAUCUUUUUUGGGGUAUGGGAGGUGUUUCUUCUAAAAUCUAAGGAACACAGUUUACAGGUUCAUCUUCAUUAAUAUACAGUGUGCAUUCAUUCAAUGGAAACAUCAUGGAAAGUUUCUGCUAUUUUUUAGAGUUUGGCAUCUGAGAUACACCUCCUCUUCCUACCCAAACCUUUGUCCUUGAGUCAAAACUACUCAUUGUUUCUGGUGAUGAUUUUUUUUUUAAGAUUAAACUUAUAGGGGCAGCUAGGUAGCACAGUGGAUAGAGCAGCAGACCUAGAGUCAGGAGGACCUGAGUUCAAAUGUGGCCCGAUACACAUUUGAGUUGUGUAAUCCUUGGCAAGUCACUUAACCUUGUUUGCCUAACCCUUGCCAACUCUUAUACGUUAGAAUUGAUACUAAGACAGAAGGUAAGGUUUAAAAAAAAUAAUAAUAAUUAAGCCUAUUCAUUUUUACCAUAGGUGUUCCAAUGUCAUCUUGCAUACCAUUACCACUUCAACAAAAGGGCCUACCAAUAUUGCUUUGUAAAUGCUUCCAAAAUGACUUAACCAGCUUACAUGUUAUUAAAUUACGUAUUUUAGCUCUUAAUUAAAAUUGAACAUUCUGACCUUAGUUAAUGACUUAAUUUUUUUAAUCAUUCAACUAAGAGCAGCUUUCAAAAUAUCUACUUCCUUGAGAACAAAAAGAAUAGAUAAGCUUUAAAAAUUCAGUUUGUAAACUCUGGAGUAUUCAUUUGCAUCCUAUUUUAUUCUUCAGUCUAAUUAGGUUUUGCUCAAAUUUGCAUCAUUUUUAAAUAAGACGUGAAAGGAACUUCUUCAUUACCAUCAAAUGUACCAGCCGGUUUUAUCUGACAGCAUUCACUUCAUAUAGAUAAAGUAUAUGUUCAGAUGACUUGAUUGUAAUCAGAAAUAUUCUAUUGGUGCUUCUGUCCAUUGUUUGGCCUUUCAUAUUUAGGAAGACAUAUCUUUGAUCUGCAUGUUGGUACCAAAAUAAUUUUUCAUCAUCAGACUUGUGCAGGUACUUUUAUGGUGCUUGGUAUCUCUUUCAAAUCAUAUUACUUCAAUUAUUUAUUUUUUGAAAUACUAGCACAUUAAGUUUUCUUCACCCCCAACACUUCCCCCAUACCCUCUUGUUAGCUUGUAAAGUUUGGAUUUGACUAUCAGCAUGUAUUAUGAUCUGAUCUUAGUGUAUACUAGUCUGUUACCAACACAUUAGCACCAUUCUGGAGUAGUAUUUGACUAAAUAUAGUACAUGCCUGUUUCCUAAUGACCCAGGACUGAAGAAAUUUGGGGCAGUGAGUGCACUAGUUUGGGGAAGGCUGCUCCGUUUGUAUUUGUUCUGGCAUUAACUAAUACUGUAUUUCAAGAAGACAGAUAAAAAAUGAAUCUCUUUACAAAUCAAAAGUAUGACUCUUUUUCCUUUGAACUCUUCAAAAGUUUAGGAAAAUUGAAGAAAGUGAAAUUGAAUUCUAAGUGAUAUCGUUUUUAUUUUCAGUUGACAAAUUAGAAGAGUCUCAGUUCACCAAUAUAGCUUAAAUUUAGCUAGACAUUCAGCGCCUACAGCAUCUACACCUAUCAGUAUCAGUACAUGAAACCAAAGAGCAGCUGAACACGUUUACAAAAGUCCAGGUUUAUCUUUAUGUGGGUUCUGCUUGUAAUGUAUCUUUACAAACGUAGUGGUCAUAGUAGCUUAAAUGAUCGUUGUCAUUUUAAAUCCAAUAUGCAAUGGUUACUUGAAUUUUGUUUCCACUGGGUAGCUGAUUUUGACCAUGUUUACAGUAUCACUGAUUAGACCAUCAAACAUUUGAGAUUUCUACACACCAAUUUCUAAAGCAGAUGUGUAAAGUGCUUAAUGUUAGGGUUUCUAAAUUGCCAGGACCUGAGAAUUGACAGUGUCCUGCAGAUUUCUACUGUUUACAUUUUUGCCUAAGUCACAGAAUCAAGUUCUACAGAUUAGAAUCCAUGUAGAGCAUAAAACCUAUUAUUCCACUCUAAAUGUAGUGUUAAUUUCAUGACAUUUUAACCAAGACCAUAUCCAAUACUUCAUUAUUAUUUUUAAAUAGUAUUUAAAAUCCUUGUGUUCCAUAAUACCUAGACUAUGUAUUUUUCAACCAGAAUUCUAAAUAAGCUUUUAAAAGUCCAUAUUUUUCUAGUGACUUCAUCUUACAUUAUUAUAUUGUGUUGCAUAAAGAGGAAAGAACUGUAUUUAAGUCCUGUAUGAAUCAUACAGAGCCAUGAACUGUCAAGUUUAUUAUGUUUGUAUAUGAUUAUAGAUGAGACUGUUACUACAUAAGGGAAAAUACGGCCACUUGUAAUAUUUUGACAGGAUUUUUUUAAGGAAAUGCUUUUAUAUAAACAGAUUUUAGAUGCAUUUGCCUUGUAUUUCUUCAUGUUUUUACUUGUAUCAUAAGUCAUGUAUAUAGUUUUUCAUAAAUGUAACAUUGGACCAUUAUGCAAUGUCAAUAUUUACAUUAAGCUUCUUGAGCUGUUUAGAUAUUAACAUGAUAAUAAAAUAUUAAAUUCCUUUUUUCCCCUCAAAAAAAUGAUGUUCAAUUCAAACUGAUUAAAUAAAGAUGAAAUCCUGAAAAUUAA
Molecule: messenger RNA, 5865 nt
Organism: Monodelphis domestica (gray short-tailed opossum)
Lineage: Eukaryota; Metazoa; Chordata; Mammalia; Didelphimorphia; Didelphidae
Gene: ZDHHC20
Product: zDHHC palmitoyltransferase 20
Molecular function (GO): palmitoyltransferase activity
Source: RefSeq, a predicted model, not a curated record